Messenger RNA from Tachysurus vachellii, 2533 nucleotides. RefSeq names its product gamma-aminobutyric acid type A receptor subunit gamma2 (gene gabrg2). Gene Ontology annotation, molecular function: GABA-A receptor activity; benzodiazepine receptor activity; inhibitory extracellular ligand-gated monoatomic ion channel activity. Gene Ontology annotation, cellular component: synapse; dendrite membrane; postsynapse. The transcript is spliced from 11 exons. Gene Ontology annotation, biological process: signal transduction; gamma-aminobutyric acid signaling pathway; nervous system process. The record is from RefSeq and is a predicted model, not a curated record. NCBI's taxonomy places the organism in Eukaryota, Metazoa, Chordata, Actinopteri, Siluriformes, Bagridae. The coding region runs from base 229 to 1629 and encodes 466 amino acids.
CACACACACACACACACACACACACACACACACACACACACACUGGAGUGUUCCGGGAGCGUCGCGGUUGCGUUUCCUCGCAUCAUUUCCGCCAUUUUUCAGCGUCGGAUCGCGGCGAUGUUUCGCGCAGCAGAGCAGCAGUGAGGGAGGAAGAGGAGGAAGAGGAAGAGCAGGAAACGCGUGUGUCCGUGUGAGUGCAGAUGGUGAUGUGGUGAUGUGGUGCUGAGGAUGAGGAUGAUGAUGAUGAUGAUGAUGGCUCUCCCCGAGCUCUUCCUCAGGCUCUUCCUCUGCGCGCUGCUCAUCUCCAGUUCUCUCCAAACAGAAAACGAUGAUGAUGAAGCGGCAAACAAAACCUGGGAGUUGACCCCGAAGGUGUACGAGAGCGACGUCACUCACAUCCUCAACAGUUUACUGGACGGAUACGACAACAAGCUGAGGCCGGAUAUAGGAGUCAAACCCACUGUGAUCCAGACGGACAUGUUUGUUAAUAGCAUCGGUCCUGUAAAUGCCAUCAACAUGGAAUACACCAUCGACAUUUUCUUCGCUCAGACCUGGUACGACAGACGUCUGAAGUUCAACAGCACCAUGAAGGUCCUGCGUCUCAACAGCAACAUGGUGGGAAAGAUCUGGAUCCCUGACACUUUCUUCCGGAACUCCAAGAAGGCCGACGCCCACUGGAUCACAACGCCCAAUCGCAUGCUCCGGAUCUGGAACGAUGGACGGAUCCUUUACACACUGAGGUUGACCAUUGAUGCCGAGUGCCAGCUUAAACUGAAUAACUUUCCCAUGGAUGAACAUUCCUGUCCCCUGGAGUUCUCAAGCUACGGAUACCCCAAGGAGGAGAUCAUUUAUAAGUGGAAGCGGAGUUCCGUCGAGAUCGGAGACAUUCGCUCCUGGAGACUUUAUCAGUUCUCCUUCGUGGGACUGAGGAACAUCUCAGCUAUCGUCAGCACCUUCUCAGGUGAGUAUGUGGUGCUGACCGUCUUCUUCGACCUGAGCAGGAGGAUGGGUUACUUCACCAUCCAGACCUACAUCCCCUGCACUCUGAUCGUCGUCCUCUCCUGGGUCUCCUUCUGGAUCAACAAGGACGCCGUCCCUGCUCGCACAUCCUUAGGAAUCACCACGGUGCUCACCAUGACGACGCUCAGCACCAUCGCCAGGAAGUCGCUGCCCAAAGUGUCGUAUGUGACGGCCAUGGACCUCUUCGUGUCCGUGUGCUUUAUCUUUGUGUUUGCGGCGCUGAUCGAGUACGGCACGCUGCACUACUUCGUGAGCAACCGCAAACCGAGUAAAAACAAAGACAAGAAGAAGAAAAACCCGCUUCUCCGGCUCUUUCCCUCGAAGCAGAACCCGACGGUGGAUAUCCGCCCUCGCUCGGCUACGGCCAUCCAGAUGAACAACGCCACUCACAUGCAGGAGCGCGACGAGGAGUUUGGCUACGAGUGUCUGGACGGGAAAGACUGCACAAGCUUCUUCUGCUGCUUUGAGGAUUGUCGCUCAGGGGCAUGGCGUCACGGCCGCCUGCACAUCCGCGUUGCAAAGAUCGACUCGUACGCACGCAUCUUCUUCCCCACCGCCUUCGGCCUCUUCAAUCUCGUCUACUGGGUUUCGUACCUGUACCUCACUUGAACUUUUUCUGGUGUGUAUAAGGAGCCAUUGGGGGCGUGGCCAUCCUUCCUGACAUCAUCUGUACAGCAGGACUGGAGAAGCGUGACAGUUACAGCGUCGAUCUGCGUCCUGUGUGUGUUUUAGUCAGUAUUUGUAACCGUAGCUAACUGCCACGCUAACCAGCUGUGUUGAUUUUUGUUAACUAGUUGACUACACCUUCUGUUACUGAGAGAUUAGCUCGCUUUUUCUUUCUAUUUAAUCAGCGUACUUCACUGACACGUCCUAAAUGUCGGCUGUUUUUACGUAAUGAAAUUUCUAAUGAAUUUUUCUGUUUCUGUAAACAUUGAAGGAAACCAUGUGAUUAAUUCCUUCCAGUGGGAGCGUAGUGAUGAUGUCAGGAAGGACCACAACGGUCCUCUUCGUAAUGUUUUUAACACAGAGUCGUUAUCGAAUUUCCUUUACAGAGCAGGGCAGCAGUGUGUACUGAACAGUGUUACUGCUACAGUGUAUUUCCUUUGCUAACUAGCUGCAGUGCUAAUUAGCACCUUUGCUAACUAGCCUUCAGAACAAUGUGGAGGACUUGGAGGAUUAAAAACCCGACAUGAACUCACACUGUUUGAGGAACUGAAUUGUGAUCAUUUUAAAUCUGAAAGUCAAAUCGCUGCAGUGGAUUCUGGGUAAUUUGUGCACACCGAAAUCGAGUCCGUUCUCAUCGACAAACUUUCACUCGAGCUGAAAACGUGGUAACGGAUAUGACAGUGAUGGAGUUUGGACCUACGUGGAGACACAGAAGAGGACAUGAUAAAGAGGACAGAGAGCUGCGGAAGAGACUUUAGUUUUCAGACAGAUGAAGAGGACACGACUUUCUGAACCGAAGCGUAAUUAUUAUAAAUAUUAACACUGGAAAAUAAACACAUGUAUUGAA